Struthio camelus australis is the source of this 893-nucleotide messenger RNA. Lineage: Eukaryota; Metazoa; Chordata; Aves; Struthioniformes; Struthionidae. The record is from RefSeq and is a predicted model, not a curated record.
CUGUGCUCCUUUCCUCGUGCCGCAUUCUCAUCCUAGUGAGAGGUUCAGGAAGUGAAAGCUGCCAAGCAAGUGAAGGGGCAAAAGUAGCAGCUUCAGAGACUGGUUGCCUCUCAGUUGCUCAGAUGUGAUGUGUGUAGCUGGGUAACAUGCUGCAUAGCUUACAGACAUUCACAGUGUCAUCAGUAGAGGUAAAGACGCCGGAGGAGAUGUUUGUGGAGAAUGGGACAGACGCAAAGCUUCCAUGCACGUUUACAUCUGUGGAAGUGAUCAGCAGUGCAGCAUCUGUUUCUUGGAGCUUUCAACCAGAGGGAGCAGCAACUCCUAUCUCAUUUUUCUAUUACUUUAAUGGAAAGCCAUACCCUGGAAAGGACAUACCAUUUAAAGACAGGAUCACUUGGGCUGGAGAUCUUAACAAGAAAGAUGCUUCUAUCAGUAUAGCAAACAUGCAGUUCCGGGACAACGGCACUUACAUUUGCGAUGUGAAGAACCCACCUGACAUCGUUGUCAAGCCAGGUGAAAUCCGACUUAGAGUUGUGGAGAAAGACAGCCUGCCAGCGUUCCCCAUUGCCAUGGUGGCAGGGAUAGUCAUCGGUACGGUUACAGGUGUCUCACCGCUCAUCUCUAUUGUCGUGUGUCUUGUCGUGAGAAAGAACAACUCUAAAAAACGUUACUCUGGCUGCAGUACCUCUGAGAACUUGAUGUCACCCGUUAAGCAGGCUCCGCAGAAGUCACCCUCCAACACAGAGGGUCUGGUAAACAGCGUGCCCGCGGACCCUCCCACAUCUCAUCCCGGCCCAGUCAUUUACGCGCAGUUAGAUCACUCCGGAGGACAGCACAGCGACAAGAUUAACAAGUCAGAGUCUGUGGUCUAUGCUGACAUUCGGAAGAACUGA